AUGAUUUCUCGUAAGGAGACAUUUUGUCAAGUUUUUGCAGGUAUGGCGUUUUGUCAAAAUUUUGUACUAGUGACAUUUUGUCCAAUUUUUUACUUUUGGCGUUUUGUCCCAUUUUUGAAAGUGUGGCGUUUUGUCCAAUUUUUGAAGGUGUGGUGUUUUGUCCAAUUUUUGUAUGUGACGUUUUGUCUAAUUUUUCCCAAGAUGGCAUUGUGUCGCAUUUUAGCAACGUAACAUUUCAGAGAUCCAUGCAAGAACAGAUAAAUAAAUAAAAUUUCCAUCCAAAUAUCACACC
Meloidogyne enterolobii is the source of this 292-nucleotide messenger RNA. NCBI's taxonomy places the organism in Eukaryota, Metazoa, Nematoda, Chromadorea, Rhabditida, Meloidogynidae. The record is from the annotation of a GenBank genome assembly.